Sphenostylis stenocarpa is the source of this 1497-nucleotide messenger RNA. NCBI's taxonomy places the organism in Eukaryota, Viridiplantae, Streptophyta, Magnoliopsida, Fabales, Fabaceae. The record is from the annotation of a GenBank genome assembly.
AUGGUCAAGUCUUGUUGCACCGUGUGCUUGUGUUUGGUCUUACUUCAUAUUUUCUUGUGUUUUGUGUCAACACAAUCAGCACCUGAAGGUGCCAUUGUCACACAGGUUCCUGGUUUCAGCGGGACUCUACCUUCCAAGCACUAUGCUGGGUAUGUGACAGUGGAUGAGAGUCAUGGGAAGAACUUGUUUUACUAUUUCGUUGAAUCAGAGGGUAAACCUUCUGAGGACCCUGUGGUUCUGUGGCUUAAUGGUGGACCCGGCUGCUCUAGCUUUGAUGGAUUCGUAUAUGAGCAUGGUCCUUUUAAUUUUGAGGCAGCAAAGACAAAGGGGGAUCUUCCCACACUCCACCUCAAUCCAUACAGUUGGUCAAAGGUUUCCAAUAUUAUAUAUUUGGAUUCUCCUGCUGGUGUGGGGCUCUCAUACUCAAAGAAUGAAACUGAUUACAAAACUGGAGAUCUAAAGACAGCCUCUGAUUCACAUGCGUUUCUCCUUAAGUGGUUUCAACUAUACCCUGAGUUCCUUUCCAACCCGUUCUUCAUUUCUGGAGAGUCCUAUGCAGGAGUUUAUGUGCCUACUCUUGCUUCUGAAGUUGUAAAAGGAAUUGAUGCUGGUGUGCAGCCCAAACUAAAUUUCAAGGGUUACAUGGUUGGAAAUGGUGUCACAGAUGAAGAAAUUGAUGGCAAUGCUCUUGUUCCAUUUGUACAUGGGAUGGGACUAAUCUCAGAUGACCUGUUUGAGGAGGUUAAAAGUGAGUGCAAUGGGAGUUUUUAUAUUCCAACAAGUGAAAGUUGUGCUAUCAAGCUUGCAAAAGUUGAUGAGUUGGUUGAUGGGAUAAACGUCUACAACAUCCUAGAACCAUGCUAUCAUGGCACAGAGGCAGUGAAGAUUACAGAAUCCUAUAUCAGGUUGCCAUCUAGCUUCCGGAAGUUGGGUGAGACUGACAAACCUUUUCCGGUGAGGAAAAGAAUGUUCGGUCGUGCUUGGCCCCUAAGAGCACCUGUCAGAGAUGGAAUUGUACCAACUUGGCCACAGCUUAUGAAUUUACAAAGCGCUCCACCGUGCACGGAUGAUGAGGUUGCAAACGCAUGGUUGAACAAUGAAGCAGUAAGGACAGCAAUUCAUGCUGCAAAGAAAAGUGUAGUCAGUAGUUGGGAACUAUGCACAAACAGACUUAGGUUUUAUCAUGAUGCUGGGAGCAUGAUAAAGUACCACAAGAACUUAACUUCCAAAGGUUAUAGAGCACUUAUAUUCAGUGGUGAUCAUGACAUGUGCGUUCCAUUUACGGGGAGUCAGGCAUGGACAAGUUCGAUUGGAUACAAGAUUGUUGAUGAGUGGAGGCCAUGGUCUUCCAAUGGUCAAGUUGCUGGGUAUACACAAGGAUAUGACAAGAAUCUUACUUUUCUGACCAUAAAGGGAUCUGGGCAUACUGUUCCGGAAUAUAAACCUCGAGAGGCAUUGGACUUUUACAAACGCUUUCUGGCUGGAUUGCCAAUAUGA